UGUCCUUGACAAUGCAUUUACUUCUAUUGGAAAAAUCAGUUAAGAAGUGUUUAUAAAUCACAGAAAUCACAGUUGAAAUAAUGAGAGUUCCUAGGUCAGAAUGUACGGUGGAUUAAGCUAGAAGAACAAGCCAUUGUUAGUUAAUUCUUUCAGUGUUCCGUAUUCAAGCAUGCCGCAUUGAUCACUUUUGCAAUUGGAACAAAUAGUCUGACCUUGGCAAUGAGAGAAAGAGCCGCUUUUUUCCAUUGUUUGUGUCUCACACUUGAUUAGUUUCAAUAGCGAUAACAGUACUAUCCGCUGAUACAACACGCACACAUUCCCGUUCGCAUCCGUGCGUCGCGUAAACUUGGCAUUGGGGCGCAUCCCUGUCGCAAAACCAACAAGAAUAUGUUGCCGAUAGAUUCGACAGCCGAUAUCCUGCUUCUGGUACUCCCGGUACUUUCCUUUACUUUUUUUUGUUUUCUUAUUUACGGAAGGGAAGGAAAACUGAAUUAUCCACCAGGGCCGUGGGGCCUUCCUAUUCUUGGAAAUCUACCUCAGCUUGGUUCUACGCCACACAUUGCAUUAACCGAGCUUGGCAAGGUCUACGGAGAUAUGUUUUCCGUGAGGCUUGGUUCACGGGAAGCAGUUGUUUUAAACAGCGGAGAGGUGGUUAGACAAGCCCUGUUACAAAACUCUCGACAAUUCUCCGAUCGACCACCGAUGUCCGCGUCUGCAAUACGAGAAGUUCGGAAAUUCAGCAUUGUCUUCGGAGAAUACUGCCCCGCUCAUGUUCUCAAGAAGAGGUGCGCCUUAAAAGCAAUUCACCAAGUUGUGCUCAACAACAUGGGACAUUUCAACAAAAUCGUUCACGAUGCAUUUCUGGAUUUCAAAGCAGACCUGGUCAACAAAGAAGUGCAAACCUUCAAGCCGUCCAUUCACCUUAAGUUAGCUGUUAUAAAAAUUAUCUUUAACUUCACUUUCGGAGAGGGGCCUCGUAAUCAGCAGCUCUCGAAGGAGCUGCAAAAACUUGUAGUCGACUCUGACGAAUUUACCGAAAGCAGUGCUGCUAGCGGUCUAGUGGAUUUUCUUCCUUGGGUUAAACCCUUUGUUCGGAAGCAGAUUGCUACAGUGGAACACUCAGUGGAAGUGCUGAUUGAUUUCGUGGACAAGGUGUACACUUCCCGUAAACAGAAAGCUGCGAAUGACUCUUGUAUUGCAUUUUGCGUCACGAAGCUCUGGGAAGAAAAGGCAAAGAGGAAACCUAACGAGGACGUAAACAUGAAUUUAGAGGUGGAAGAACCAAGCGAUCUUUCCUAUUCAUCACCAAAAGGCAAACCAGUCGACAAUGGCGACGAGGAAAUUGUCAAAAUGAUAUCAACUGACGUGUUUGGCGCUGGCCUGGAGACGGUUUCCAAUGCCCUAAGCUGGGCCAUGGCUUACAUCGUAAACAGCCCGAAGAUUCAGCAAAGCCUGCAUCGAGAGUUGGAUAGCGCUGUUGGGCGGCUCCGCCUUCCUACCAUCCAAGAUAAGCCAAAGAUGCCUCUUCUACAAGCUACAGUGUUGGAGGUUCUUCGCAUUACUUCCUUGGUACCACUUGCUUUGCCUCAUCAAACCUCAGAGGAAACAAAACUAUGUGGGUACACGAUCCCAAAGGCCACACUAGUCAUUGUCAAUCUGUGGGCAGUGAAUCAUGACCCUCGCGUGUUUGAGAACCCACACGUGUUUAAUCCUUACAGAUUCUUGAAUGAGGACGGAGAGCUCUGCCAAAAGAAGACCAAGUUCCAGCUGCCUUUUUCGAUUGGAAGUCGUCGCUGUCUUGGAGGCACGUUGGCUAAAGCAGAGAUCUUUUUGCUGCUAGCUUGUUUAUUGCAGCACUUUGAGUUUUCCAGCGCCACUGGAGGUAGCGUUGAUUUGGAAAGUCAUUUUGGACUCACUUUACGUCCAAAACCUUUCAGUGCUUGCGCUCGUCUUCUAUCAACUGACGUGUUUGGCGCUGGCCUGGAGACGGUUUCCAAUGCCCUAAGCUGGGCCAUGGCUUACAUCGUAAACAGCCCGAAGAUUCAGCAAAGCCUGCAUCGAGAGUUGGAUAGCGCUGUUGGGCGGCUCCGCCUUCCUACCAUCCAAGAUAAGCCAAAGAUGCCUCUUCUACAAGCUACAGUGUUGGAGGUUCUUCGCAUUACUUCCUUGGUACCACUUGCUUUGCCUCAUCAAACCUCAGAGGAAACAAAACUAUGUGGGUACACGAUCCCAAAGGCCACACUAGUCAUUGUCAAUCUGUGGGCAGUGAAUCAUGACCCUCGCGUGUUUGAGAACCCACACGUGUUUAAUCCUUACAGAUUCUUGAAUGAGGACGGAGAGCUCUGCCAAAAGAAGACCAAGUUCCAGCUGCCUUUUUCGAUUGGAAGUCGUCGCUGUCUUGGAGGCACGUUGGCUAAAGCAGAGAUCUUUUUGCUGCUAGCUUGUUUAUUGCAGCACUUUGAGUUUUCCAGCGCCACUGGAGGUAGCGUUGAUUUGGAAAGUCAUUUUGGACUCACUUUACGUCCAAAACCUUUCAGUGCUUGCGCUCGUCUUCGCUGAAAAGGGGGACCUAGCAAUGUUAUGUCUCACGCUUCAUUGCUCAGCUCUACGAUUCAGAAGCACUGCUCAAAUAAACCAUCUAUACUGUAAAAUAGUGUCAGUUACCAAGGUUUUUUCUACUAGUCAAAAAUGCGAGAAAGAGUCAGGACUGAGGCGUAUACUAUUUUAUUAUCACUGUUAUUUACAUAAUAAUAUAUUUCGCCACGGUGGUUUUUAGUAAAAAAAAUAUAUAAUUUUGCAUUAUCACAUUCUCCAAGCCAUGUAACUGUGGGUCAAGGUGACUAUAGUUGAAUGACAUUUCAAACUGCAUUUGCCGUGGUUUAUAGUCACUGGAGCUUUCUAUUUAAACUUAGGAAACUUAAAUCUAUAGAGUAUAGCCAAACAUGUUUAUUUUUCUUCCUUGUAUUCAUAAUAGGUACAACCAAUCUUAUGGAUCAGUCUUGAUGGCGAUCUGUGACAGCGCUUCGGGCUAGGAUCCAAGACAAAAUCAACAUCUGUGAGACGUGUAAAAUCUAUUUUACACUGGAUAGGUAGUAUCUGUAGUUGGUGAUAUUGUUAAUUUUCUCACAGUUUUUCUGGUUCAAAGGAAACAAGGCGUCGAAGUACAAUGGAAAAGAUCACGAAAACGCGACAGUGUUGUAUUAUAAAAAAUUUGGACCUCCAUAGGAGGUGUGUCAUUCACGCGUAAGCACGUCACAAACACUUGGAGUUGUUUGUCACCGAUUUCAGUUGUCUCGGUCAAGGUGACUGGGCUUGCUUCACUGACUUUACAUCGAGCAUACUUGAAAUAGUCUACAGAGGUUCGAACUCUCCAGCAAAAUGUGGCGUAAUAGAUGAAGAGCAGUGAAAUUGUUUUUCUUCAGUUUCGAUACAAAGAAAAGGCAUCUAUUACAAAGAAAAAUACAAACGUUGGCUGCGGCGAGAAGAAAGUGACAAAAACGAAAAUCAAUAAUCAGGAAAAGCGAUAGGUCUUAGCAACUAGAUUACGUUGUGUUGGCCUUGAAUUUAAGUUCUUAACAAACAAGAUUUUCUCUUGACCUUAAAAACCUUAGGAAGAACGCUUUAAUCGGGCUAGAAGUUUUUUUGUUAUAUUUUAUUAUAUAUUGUUAUAUUUUUGUUAACUCUCACUCUCAUAGGAGUAAAUAAGCACCAGUUAUUUUUCGAACUAAUGCAAAAUAAUUACCGAGUUAAAAAGCACCGAUUAUACGAUCGAUAUUCCUUGACCUUGUUAUUAACUUGUUAUUGGUAGUCAGCUAUUGUAACAUUGUAUUAUUAUAACAAUAGAAGCAGCGAGGUACACCCUGUCUCAUUCGAUUGUGUGCAGAUAACUAAAUGCACAGUGCGCUUACUUAAUGUAUUUUCUUAUAAUCUGAAAAGCGACCUGAAGCGAUGUGGAGCUUCUUACGGAAAGUACGCUUUGUCCAUCGCGAACAAAACGAAGUCAGUUGAAUCAUUGUUACUUUAGAAAAGUAUGCUCCUCCAUAGCGGACUGUAUCCAUCCCAUUCAUUUGUGAUCAACAAAUGUCAUCAAAAACAACACAAUAUUGAUUGUAUUAUUUAAGUGGGACUCACAAUUCAAUAAACACUACAUACUCUAGAUUGCUAAA
Molecule: messenger RNA, 4166 nt
Organism: Orbicella faveolata
Lineage: Eukaryota; Metazoa; Cnidaria; Anthozoa; Scleractinia; Merulinidae
Product: cytochrome P450 1A2-like
Biological process (GO): hormone biosynthetic process; progesterone metabolic process
Molecular function (GO): heme binding; iron ion binding; steroid 17-alpha-monooxygenase activity
Source: RefSeq, a predicted model, not a curated record